Molecule: messenger RNA, 795 nt
Organism: Leucoraja erinaceus (little skate)
Lineage: Eukaryota; Metazoa; Chordata; Chondrichthyes; Rajiformes; Rajidae
Gene: mrpl55
Product: mitochondrial ribosomal protein L55
Exons: 3
Coding region: 16-543 (175 amino acids)
Biological process (GO): translation
Cellular component (GO): mitochondrial large ribosomal subunit
Molecular function (GO): structural constituent of ribosome
Source: RefSeq, a predicted model, not a curated record
GUGGUGGAGGUCGAGAUGGAGAUGGGAACCACAGUUGAGAGCCGCUGUUGCGCGGGGGACUGGGUUCUUGUGCCGAACAUUUCCGCAAUCGGCCGAUGGCGGCUCCGUGGAGCGCGCGGCUGCGGCAGUUGGCGGCGUAAGUAUCGGCGCGAGUUUAAACAGGAGGGCGCGGGAACGAUAUUCGGAGCGCGCAGUUCCUUACAGCAAAAUGCUUCUGAAAGAUUGCUUCCUUUCACAAGCCCAUGGCACCAACUGCACGUACGAAACAAUUCAAAUAGAUCUUCUGUAGUUCGUUUUGGAAGGCAGGCCUACGUCAGACUGUAUCCUGUUCUGCUGGUUCGACCUGAUGGAUCUACUAUCAAUAUCCGAUACAAGGAGCCUAAAAAAAUGAUUACUAUGCCAGUGGAUGUUUCUCUUCUACCAGAAGCCGAGCGAAAAGCAAGAAUGCGCAAACGGGACCCCAAGAAAGUCAAAGUAAAUGAGGAGCGAUUUGAAGAUGAAUUUAAGGUUGAAGAUUACAGCAAAUUCUGGAAGAAAAAAUAAGCUUCAGAUGGCAAAAUCUGAGAAAGACAAAACUAUUAGUGAAUGAUUUGCCUGCUGUUUAUGUCAAUAGAACAUGGCAGGUUGACAGUGCACAUUAUAUAAUUUAUGUCUCAAUAAAUUGUUUUUAUUUAUCAUUUAGUGAAGUUUGAAGUUUUACAAGAAUGCCUACGGAAUAAAUCAUUGUUUAAAAGAUUUAAAGAUACCUGCUAUGAAAAAUGUUUUGAAUGUCAAUAAACCAUUGUCUAUCAAUAA